Molecule: messenger RNA, 4258 nt
Organism: Schistocerca gregaria
Lineage: Eukaryota; Metazoa; Arthropoda; Insecta; Orthoptera; Acrididae
Product: high-affinity choline transporter 1-like
Exons: 12
Coding region: 165-1754 (529 amino acids)
Biological process (GO): transmembrane transport; choline transport; acetylcholine biosynthetic process
Cellular component (GO): plasma membrane
Molecular function (GO): choline:sodium symporter activity
Source: RefSeq, a predicted model, not a curated record
AGCAGCGUCGCGCCUGCCGUGUCGCUCGGGCCUUGAGCAGGUGGUGGCCGCAACAGGUGAGUGGAAGUGCCGAAGACCAGCAGCGGACUGCAGAAAGUCGGCCGCCGCACCAGCUGUAGCAGCCGCGCCACACCGCACCACUCGGGCUUACAGCAGGCGGCAAGAUGGCGGUGUUCGUGGCGGGCAUCGCGGGCAUAAUCGUAUUCUACCUGCUGGUGCUGGCGGUCGGAAUCUGGGCAGGCAGCCGGCGGAAAGGUGACGGCGACGACGACUUCAUCCUGGCGGGCCGCAGCAUCGGCCUCUACAUUGGCCUUAUCACCUUCAUCGCGACGUACGUGGGCGGCGGCUACAUCAACGCGACCACGGAGGCCAUGUUCGACACGGGCCUCGCCUGGUGCCAGGUGCCCUUCGGCUACGGCCUGAGCCUUAUUCUCGGUGCGUUGCUGUUCGUGCGGCCGAUGCGUGCCGCGCAGUACGUGACGAUGCUGGACCCCCUGCAGCAGCGCUUCGGCAGCCGCGUGGGCGGACUGCUGUACAUUCCCGCCCUGUGCGGGGACCUCUUCUGGGUGGGCGCCAUCCUCAACGCGCUCGGCUCUUCUCUGGAGGUGAUCCUGGGACUGGACCGUGUGACGUCGGUGACGGUGAGCGCCGUGUUCGCCGCCGCCUACACCAUGGUGGGGGGCCUGCUCAGCGUCACCUACACCGACGUGCUGCAGCUAAUCUUCAUAGUCUUCGGCCUUGUGCUGUCGGCGCCGUUUGCGUACUCGCACCCCGCCGUCGACCAUUCUGCCGUAGCGUCCGCUGAUUGGCUGGGCUCUCUCAAACAGGAGGACAUCGGCGAGUGGACUGACCUGUUGCUCAUGAUGAUCUUCGGCGGGCUCUCCUGGCAGGGCUACUUCCAGCGCGUGCUGUCGGUGAAGACGACGUGCGCAGCGCAGACGCUGUCUCUGGGCUCGGUGGUGGGCUGCAUGCUGCUCGCCAUACCGCCCGCCUUCAUCGGCAUCAUCGCCAGGGCCACAGAUUGGCAGGCAGUCGAAGACGUCGCCAGGAACAUUACGUCGGUGGAUAAGGAGCUGGUUCUGCCGCUGGUACUGCGGUACCUUACACCCAGCUGGGUGGCGUUCUUCGGUCUUGGGGCAAUAUCGGCAUCCAUUAUGGCCUCCGCAGAUUCCAGCAUUCUCGCUUCCAGUUCCAUGUUCUCCAGAAACAUUUACAAGCUAGUCCUGAGGACUCAGGCCUCGGAGCGAGAGAUGGUGUGGGUGCUGCGCGUGUCCGUGGUGGUGAUCACCGCCAUAGCGGCGCUCAUCGGGCUCACCGCGGGCAGCAUCUACUACCUGUCGGUGCUGUGCUCGGACCUGGUGUACGUGGUGCUGUUCCCGCAGCUGUUCCUCGCCGUGCACUGCCCCAGACUGGUCAACAAGCACGGCUCCGUGGCCGCCUUCGUCGUGGGAAUCGUCCUCAGGCUGCUCUGCGGCGAGCACGGGCUGGGCCUGCCCGCGGCGCUGCACCUGCCGGGCUUCGAGGCGGAGACCGGCCGGCAGCGGUUCCCGUUCCGCACGCUGACCAUGUUGGCGGCGGCCGCCACGCUGCUGGUGGUGAGCGCCGCGGCGCGCCUCCGCCGCCCGUCUGCCGGCUUCGCGGACGCCGCCGCCCUCAAGCCGCCUCCGCCGGGGGCUCCGGCCGCCGACAAGCUGGGCCUCGACAACCCGGCCGCCGCCGACGUGCUCGCCAGCGAGAAGACCAGCCGCCUCUGAGCGUCUGUCGCCGAGCCGCUACCUGGCGUAAGCCGGUCACCCUGAGACACUGCCUGGGAAAAGCAAAUCAUGCCCUGUGAAAAUUUAGAGGCGGGUCUGUUUGCGGAGGACGCACUCAAUCUGGUACAGCACCUACGACAGCAAUUUAUUACAAAUCCUUCCCAUAGAAAAUUUACCACUGUCACCUCGGUAUUGGGCCAUAUCGCGUCCUACCGGACCUUAACAUCCGAAUAGCCCUCUACCAUUGUACUAUCAUUCAUGGCGCAGUUGUACAUGUGAACUGAUGAGAUACUGUGUACCUACUUUCUUAAAUGUAAUUCUGAUUACUGCUAUGGCCGAAACGCGUUGAGAUGUACUUUCUUUAAAACGCUAAAGAUAUAUUAGCAAUAAAGGCGGACGAUUAUAUUGACUAGUGAUAAAACGUUUUUAUGUCAUUUAUAGGCACUCGAAAAGAUGGCAAAAUUCUGCAAAUUUUACAGACCUCGGGUCAUCCCUGUAUGUAGCUUGUCCCACCAAAGUGAUAGGCGAGGUGUAGGUUCUUGUUCUUGUUGGCUGAAAUGGAUUGCUACUGUAUGUGACUCGGAUGUCAGGCUGAAGCAGAUUAUUGACAGAAGGAAUCGGCAUUACAGAAGGUAUGCCAGCUGUUGUAUUCACAACUAACAAAAAAGGUGUCGUGUGGAUCCUAGUCCGGUGCGGGCCUCUCAAUUUGACGCUUUUUCGGUGAGUGUGCAUACGAAGGUCGCCGAUUUUUUGUUCAAGUAGCUUCUCCUUUAGCUGACUGUGAGUUGCUCUCGUUUUCGAGAAGUCUAUUUGGGUGGCUCGUCAAUAUUUGAAAAAAAGUCACAAUUCAAACCACGAAGAGCUGCUGGUGAAAUAAACCGUCAAUAACUUCCAGUUUCUAUCAAUCCACCAUAGAGUGCGAGGAUUAUUUAACCGUGCGCUGACAUGAAGCAGAAGAAAAAAUUGCUCACGAAAGGCAAGGUUCCUCUUUCGAGUCCUUGUCAACUACAAAGUUUUAAUCGGCCUGGAAAUUUCAAAUCAUCAGAGACAGCUAUGAUGAGUGAAAGGUAAACUAUGGUAAUAACCACGUCUUUGUCCUUUGUCCCAUGUAGAAAGUGUCGUGUGCUGCCCAUGUUCUUCUCUAGCGUGACCUGUAUCUAUAAAGUUGUGCAUUUCGUAUUGUGUCUUCACAGGGUACCAUCUGCUUUUCCUAGGCCCGCUACCCGGAUACCCGUGAUAUCCGUGUACUGAUUAUGUACAAUGCGUAAUUGAUGCCUUGACACGAAAGGUACUACCGCGUCAAACAUGUACAAUGCGCACCUGUUCCAUGAUAUCUCGCGAUUACGGUACUUUUUUGUCUACAAGGGCACUGCUCACUUUGAAUGUACAGAAGAUUAAGAUACAGAGGCCGGACAGUAUUACAAAAGACUGUGUAUGUGUUAUGAUAUUUCAUAUUUUAAACAAACGUUGAUUUUUACAUAACUUUUACAUAAUAUUUGCAUCCCCUUUUUGUAUUGAAAAGUAGAACGCCACACCACGAAUCUGGCCUUUAACUUUUGAAACAGAAGUUGCUGUAUGAAAGCAAAUCUUUAUUAUGAUUUUGAAAUUUCGCACACAAAUGUAUUGGUGCAGUGUGCAGGCAUUUUGCCAUACGUAGAUUCCAGUUCUGGAAGAAUUCGUUCGUGACGCACCGCAGGCGGAAAGCACGUAUAUUGAUAGUUCCAGCAAUUUAGCUGAUACCAUUAAGACCCACUUUCCCAUUGAUUGGCACACAAAAAUAAUGAAAUAGUUAGCGUGAUUGGCAGGGUACUUCAUUUAACCAUGCAUAACAUGUACAUAUAUUACACGAGUGAGAGGUCACGUAAAAACCUGUCAUAUCAUUUGUUUAAGUUUUUCCUGGUUUAGCUUCUUUAAUGCCCUAAGUUGAUUUUAUGUAAAUACCGGAAAAUGUUAUUCAGUUGCUCUUCAGGUUAUGGUGAUCUCUAUGAAACUGCUACUCACACAGAGCAGCAGCUGAAAUGGGGAGCAGCGUGCACUAUAGAGCUCCGGAUGUUAAGCAGGCACGUUCUGCAAGGUGCUUAUAAACAACUAAUCUCAAUCAUUAACGGACGCACCGCCUCUAUUGAUAUCACUGCAUACAACAAGUACUUAGCUCUUGGCAAACUGCACAUCACUCUCCUGGGACUUCUAAAUGCCUGUAAAUCAUCAAAUGUGUUGUGUCUGUACAAAUUCUUGUAAAUCGAUUCAUGUAAAAAGGUAAACUAAGAAAAGAUAUCAGAUGUCAGCAUACGGACCAUUUUUCUUACCACCAGGAAGCAAUUUUUUUAUUAUCCAAACGUUUGGGAAAGUGUAUGAAUUCUAAAGUGAAGUACGUGCUAUAAACUGACAAAACGUGGAACGCUUCCAACUAAAAGCCGUCCAUUCUGAAGUCUCAAUGUGGUACCUGACAGAGAAGAUUUGAAAUGUGUUUUGUUGAUUGUUAAUAAUAAAUGGUUUUGAACACA